Messenger RNA from Xiphias gladius (swordfish), 5782 nucleotides. RefSeq names its product rho GTPase-activating protein 29-like. Bases 221 to 4393 code for a protein of 1390 amino acids. Gene Ontology annotation, cellular component: cytoplasm. Gene Ontology annotation, molecular function: GTPase activator activity. The record is from RefSeq and is a predicted model, not a curated record. Lineage: Eukaryota; Metazoa; Chordata; Actinopteri; Istiophoriformes; Xiphiidae. The transcript has 22 exons. Gene Ontology annotation, biological process: signal transduction; activation of GTPase activity.
UCUCGAUGUACAGUGACUCAAAGCGGACAACUCUCUGCCUUUGUUGGAGUUUGUUUUUUUUUUUUUUUUGCUAACAGAAAUGCCGUUGGGUUUUUGCAGACGCCGUUAAGCAAAGUGUUGUUUGGAUAUCGAGGCCAUUAUGCCAGUAAACUGCCGAGCAGCCUUCCAGGGACGAGGGCUGUACUCCCAGUAACGGGUGGCAGCUGCAUUGGCUGCCGGGAUGCUACGGAAGAACAGCAACGGCGGUGGCGGUGGCACAAAGCACACCCAGGCUCAGCCACGGCACCUCUCCAAAGCCCACGCAGGAUCUCUGUCAGCCGGAUCCACCAAGACCUUGGAUAUGGGCCGCAGCUCCAAGAACCCCAACCCCCUGAGCAGCAUGGGUCUGUCCUCUCAGCCGUUGGGGGCACCGGGAGUCGACCCGGAGUACGUGAUGCAGCUGGUGAAUGAUGUGCGGUGGUUCGCUGAUGUGCUGCUCAACCUCAAGGAUGCUUUUCAGUGUAAAGAGAAUCUGGAAGGUCUUCAGGAGGUGGUGCAGGAACGUUUGGCAGAGUUACUCCGUGUCCUCAAGGCGGUCAUCGGCAAACACCAGACCUUAAACUCGGUGGAUAUCUUGGGAGCAGCCGGGACGGUCAUUGCCAAAGUCAAAGGCGUUAACAUCAAGGAAGUGAACCCAGAAAACAAAAAAGCUAUAUUUGGGGAGAUACACACAUCCAUUGACACUUUGGCUUUCACAUUCGGCAAUGUAGUUUCUGACUUCCUUAUGGGAGAUGUGGACAGUGGCUCAGGGUUGGGGAUCCCCCAGACCAGGAGAAGCAGGUCUUAUGACAACCUCUCUGUGGAUCCUGAGGGAUAUGUUUCAGAGAAAAGUGACCUUGUGGGCCCAGAGGUGCCCUUGUCACGGGAGGAGGAAGUUGACUUGACCCUGCUGAAGAAUGACAGUGGGGUGGAGUCUGCUCUACUCUACGCCAAGGCCUGGUCCAAGUACAUCAAAGACCUUCUGGCCUGGUUGGAGAAAAGAGUGGCCAUGGAUAUUGAGUAUGCUAAAAGUUAUGCCAAAAUGGCUGAGUCUGCAAAAUCACUGGCCAGUCAACAGGACUACAUACCAUUCAGUGAUAUCUACGUUUCGGCAUUCAAAAAGGACAUUGAAUACAACCAGCUGCUUAUUCAAACUGCAAUGGCUUUUCAAACGAAUAAAUUCAUACAGCCUCUUGUGGCUCGUAAGAAUGAACUGGACAAGCUGAGGAAAGACAUCAAGGAGCAGUGGCAGAGGGAACGAAAGAAAAUGCAAGAGGCAAAUGCAACCUUGCGUAAAGCACGAGCGCUGAAGUCCCAGAGGAGAGAGGAGUACCAGAAAGCCCACUCAUCUACCAACCGCUCCCAGGAGGAGCAGUCUAAUAAUACUGGUAACAAACAGCUGGAGAAGAAGAGGAGGUUGGAGGAGGAGGCUUUGCAGAAGGCGGAGGAGGCUCAGGACCAGUACCAGAGCUGUAUGGCUGACGCAGGCGUCAGGAGGAUGGAUCUGGCCAACACUAAGAGCACCAUCCUCACACAGAUCCGAGAGAUGGUCUUCCAGUGUGACCUCACACUCAAAGCUGUGACAGUGAACUGGUUUCAGAUGCAGCAGGCGCAGAGUGUUUUGCUCCCUGCCCACUACCAGGCCCUGAGUGAGAGUGCCAAGUUGUACGAACCGGGCGAGUGCUAUGCUGAGUUUGUUCGGAGCCUGCCCAAAAAUCUGCCUAAAGAGCGCCUGCACUCUGACUCCAUCUCCUCUGACAAUACCAGGUUUGUGUUCAACAAAAGGUCAGUGGGCAGCACUCAUUCCUCCCACGGCAACCUGUCGCAGGCAUCUAUCACCUCCUGUGAUGUGUUGAGUGGAGACGAAGUGGACUGUCCCUUACACCAGCCAGCGAAGAUCAGCGAGCUGAGGUCCAACAGCAGCACAGACAUACAAGCACUGAGAAGCCAGGCCCCGCUGAGAGCCUGGGCCUCCAACAGUCAGGGAAGCCAGGGCGGGAUGUGCAGUGACUCGGAAAGUGCUGGAGGUAGCAGCGAGUCGAGGUCCAUGGACUCCCCCACUGCCAGUCCAGGUGACUUCAAACGACGGCUACCCAGGACUCCCUCUACUGGAACAAUGUCUUCUGCUGAUGACUUGGAUGAGAGGGAGCCACCAUCACCCUCAGACAAUGGUCUGGCAGAGAUGGUGACCGAGACGGCCAGUUCUCCUGGUCCUUUCCGAAAUGCUCAGAUGUCCAAAGCUGCUCAAACCCAUAGGCUGAGAAAACUGCGAGCCCCAUCUAAGUGCAGGGAGUGUGACAGUCUGGUUGUUUUCCAUGGAGCUGAAUGUGAAGAGUGCUCCCUGGCCUGCCAUAAGAAGUGCCUAGAGACGCUUGCUAUCCAGUGUGGCCAUAAAAAGCUGCAAGGCAGACUACACCUGUUUGGUAUCGACUUUGCCCAAGCAGCAAAAAACAGCCCAGAUGGUAUCCCCUUUAUCAUCAAGAAGUGCACGUCUGAGAUUGAGAGUCGAGCCCUCAACAUCAAGGGGAUUUAUCGUGUAAAUGGUGCCAAAUCACGUGUUGAGAAGCUCUGUCAGGCGUUUGAAAAUGGGAAGGACCUGGUUGAGCUGUCUGACCUCUCACCUCAUGACAUUAGCAAUGUCCUCAAACUCUACCUGAGACAGUUACCAGAGCCAUUGAUCCUGUACCGAUACUACAACGACUUCAUCGGCUUAUCCAAAGAGUGUCAGCGAGUCAUAGUGGAGGAGGCUGAUAAACCUCAGAACACCCAGACAGGAGAGAGAGGCGGUCCGAGCAUACAGCUCAACAGAGUCAUUUUCAAGAUCCGAGAUCUGCUCCGCCAGCUGCCCUCGGCCAACUACAGGACUCUGCGCUUCCUUAUAGCACACCUGAACAGAGUGACAGAGCAGGUGGAAGAGAACAAGAUGACGGCGAGUAACCUGGGCAUUAUCUUUGGCCCUACACUGGUGAAGCCACGGCAGACAGACGCAGAGGUGUCCCUGUCCUCCCUGGUGGAUUACCCUUACCAGGCCCUGAUGGUGGAGCUACUGGUGCGACACUUCCAAACGGUCUUUGACGUAUCACCUCUCUCUGGCUACGACAUCGCCACCACUGGCCAGGGGUCCCCCAAACUCACCCCUCAGGAGAAGGUGCAGCGGCUCAGCAGACACUCCACCUCCCUGAUGGACAUCAAAGAGAGUGCCAAAGCAUACAAAAGAUACUCAUCGGUGAUCCCCUCCGCACACAUCCUGGAUGAAGUGCAGGAGGUCCAGCCUGGAACAGACAGAACAGAGGUCUCGGCUCUGGACAGACUCAAUGGGAUCCAGACAUCUAGUGGGGGAGAAGUCCAGAGGUCAACCUUAGUGUUUGGCCGUCCCAGCACCACCAUCGCUUCUACUACCAAUGUAGCACAAAAGGUCCAGCUACGCAGCCAGCGCCCCAGACACGUGUCUCGACCAAUCAGCAUGCCGCUGGAACGUCUGCCCACCCCCGCUCAGAUCAGCGAGAGGAAUAAUCAAAACACUGCUGCUAAUGUUGACACGACCUCUUCUGAGCGGGACACCGUGGCAGAAACUAUACAGGAGACACCAGAGCCAGAGAGGGCACGCCAAAGUGGCUCAUCCAGAGUAAGCACCUACUACAUCACGCCUUUCAUUGACACACAGACAAUGCAGAGGAAAACAUGGGACAGGAAGUACAAGCACUAUGAUGUGACACCCAGGACGGCUAUGAUUGUGGCCAACCUGCCAUCUGCCAGCUCUGGAAUGCAACCUAUAAAGGCAACCGUGCCCGUUACUCUUAACCUAACUGUAACCACUGCCUCUGUGGUCUCGACCACUAAUAGUUUGAGCACCAUAUUCUCCACCAACCCCCACACAGUGUCAGUCAUGCCUUUCUGGACAUCUAAAAGGGAAAAUGACACAGAUCAUUCCGUCAGUGAAUCUAGCAGCUCACCAAACCUUCCACUAACGCUCAGGGCACCGAGGACUCUGCAGCCUCCUCCCGGAACUUUCUACAAGCCCCCUGUUUCUGUUAAUAGCAGAGCUAGGACGCUUCCAAACUGGACUACCACUGUUACCACCAUCACCACCACCACCACCACCACCACCUCCUCACUCGCCCCCAUCAUCCCUGGCCAGGUAGUCACCCCAUUCCCUGCCCUUACAAGCCCCCCAAAGACACAGCUCCAGGCGCAAGACUCCACUGACAGCGCCAUUGACCCCGGGGUCUCGACCUCCGCCACCCUUUCACCUCCCCAGUCCCCACCCCCGAGCAGCCCUGACGACCUGAGCCCCAGUGAGACUAAACCUGUCUACCAAAGACUGCGACCUCGGCGGCUGCAGGAGCUCGAACACAGAGAGGCUCAUUUUGUCUGAAGCCAAAAAACAUUUUAUAUUUGUAAAUAUUACCGUAUCUGUGCCACAGUGUAUACUGGGGGAAACAUUUUUAUCUACAAGCUGAGAGUGGGAGAAAAAAUGGGCCUGUGAAAAUAAACCAUGAAAGUGUUGUAAGUACUAAUAUAUUCUAUUUUACACAUGGAAGUCAUAGUUUCUACAGUGGUUGGUCUAAGCAUUCAAAACAAGCAAAUACAAAAAGAGUGGCACCAACUUGAAUGUUUAGUGUCACGUUUUUAAAUAACAAAUAUGUGAAUCAUCUAUUUUUAUGUCAGAGAAAACUUUAAAACCACAAAAUGGAUUUCUGUCUGUAAAGAAUUGUAAAUUUAACAUUUUCCUUGUUCUGUUUUCCAAAAUUAUAUUUUAUUGUAAACACACACGCACUUAAUAUAGGGUUCAAAUUAUAAUGUUUUCUUUAGUGUUAAAAUGCUCUCAAUUUGUAUUUUAUUCCACAUGGAAUGGAUUGAAGUAUUUUUAACAUGAGGUUCUCAAUUAUAAAGAAUUAAACAUUUUAACCUUUUGAAUUUUCCAUUGUAGCCUGUGAUUGGUACAUUUUUUCUCAGUAUGUAAGCCUUAUGUAUCUGUUUACGUUUUUUAUAUUCAUUCAUACAUCCUGCAUGUUUGUCACAGUAAUUCUGUCCCAUUUGCAAUAUUGUGACUAUACAGAAGAAAAAUGACUUGCAACAGUUCUUGCUGCAAAUUAAAAAAUGUAGUUUAAAGUGUUAUUUCUGCCCCAGUUGAGUGUUUUUUAAGAUCUCUCUGUUCGAUGCUUCUGAGGAACAGAGUUAUAUUUUACCCUGCUGUUGUCUUUUGAAGCCUAAUGGACAUUUGUUAACAUUGUUUGUGUUAUUUAUACUACCCAACAAUUCCCUGUAUCCCUGUUAAAUUCCAGCCUAUUGUAUAUUCCACCCAUCCAAUCAGAUUAUUAGCUUUAUUUUGUUGUAUUGGACACUGGGAGAAAGAUACAGUGGAAUGGUUUUAAAUCCAGGGAUGCAACUUGUGAUUAUUUUCAGUACUUAUUUAACUGCCACUUAUUUUCUCGAUUAAUCGUUUUAAGCCAUAAAAUGUCAGAACGUACUGAAAAAAGUUCAUCAAAAUCUCAGAGAGCACAAGAGAGCACAGGUCAAAUUACUUGCUUUGUCUGUCCAACAGCCCGAAACUCAAAGAUAUUCAAUUUGCAAUGAUGAUAUUGUUCGUAGGGAUUUCCUAGGAAGUUUCCUGGUUAGAAUGAUGUCAUUUGGUAAUAAUAAUAUGGAAAACCCAAGAAAACAAUUAUUAUUCACUUACUUUUGUAACUUAACUUUGCAGUGACGUUGAAUAUUGUGCUUGUCUGUAUACAGAUUUUCACAUUUUUGCACGUAAACUUCGCAU